Molecule: messenger RNA, 608 nt
Organism: Nematocida parisii ERTm1
Lineage: Eukaryota; Fungi; Microsporidia
Exons: 1
Coding region: 1-561 (186 amino acids)
Source: RefSeq, a predicted model, not a curated record
AUGCAUGAUGAGGGUGUAGUGAAAUAUUCAAUAAAUCACACAAGAAUGAAGGAGAGGGCCAAUGAGAUAAUUAAUCAGAUAGAAUAUGAAUUAGGCAAGGAAGGAUUUGAUUAUACCACGAUAUCAAACAAUCUCAUAUUAAAUUUAGACCAGUUAAUAGACGACUUAAUCAGCACCACUGCUGUAGACAAGCACAGUGCACAUUUAACCCAUGAAGUUAAUCAUUAUAUAAGGGAGAUGGUUGUGUACCUUAUAGAAACGGGUCCUAUUCGGGCUAUGAUAGAGUCACGGAUUGACUCGUAUGAUAAGAAAGCAAGCAGUCAGAAGACUUCUCGUGAUGUAGCCCGUGUGUAUGAAUUAUUGAAUAAUUCUGUGCAUUUAGCCGUGCAUAAGGUACCUGGCACUAAGUUAGGGAGUAUUUCUGUGUUUACCAUUAGUGGUGUGGUGUACUGGCUUAUUCUUAGCCUAAUUAUUAUUUUUAUUGUUCGGUGGGGCAUUUCUGUGGGUGAGUAUAAGUUAUUUAUUAAUGGGUUUAUGGGUUAUGUCGGGCUAAAGCACUAGAAUAUAAUACACAGUGUGUAAUAUAUCAUCACAAACAGAAUAAAUUC